AUGCUUUUGAUUGGAAAGCCACAAAAUGAAUCCAAAGAACGGCAUAAAGACGCAAUUUCACGGCAAAUAUCUGUAAAAAAGGGUUCCAAUAAAAAACAACGGCAAAAAUGUCAUUUGACUGCACUAUCCCCUGAAGUCUUUAUAAAUAUUUGCCAGUACCUUCCGCCCGAAGAUUUGAACCGUUUAGCUCUUACUUGCAAAUCGUUUUUUAAUUUCCUUUUUUCCGAGUCAGAGUCUACGCAAUUGAUGUGGAAGCAUUCGCGCACAAAAUACUCCUCGUUUCACCGUCAGUUACCACCACCCAGAGGAAUGAGUGAACUAGACUAUACGAAAUUGGUGUUUGGCAAAAUUUGUCAAAUUUGCAAAUGUCGGAUAUUUAAACCGAAAAUUGAUUGGAAUUUUCAAGUUCGCUGUUGUACUGAAUGCUAUAACCAAAAUGUUGGAACUGUUUUAAAAAUCAUGUCAAAAUUUCCGGUACGACUUCCAGAAUCAGUAUGGAAAACCUUACCGCACCGUUACAACUCAAAAAGUGAACGAAUAUAUUGGAUCGCAGAUGUAAUAGUCCGUUAUCAAGAAUACAAAGCUCUCGAUAACGAUAACGAUAACAAUGUGACUGAAAAAACAUUGUGGAUCGAGAAAAAAGCUGCCGAGAACGCAGUUUACAUAGAAGAUCAAGCCCACCGCGAUGAGCUUUACAAACGCUCAUUUCGACAUAAAAGCGCAAACAAGCGUCUAGGAAAGAAAGCACGAAUUGAGACAAUCGAUGCUCGAAUAGCUGAAUUCUGUUCGCAGUGUUCGCAGUACGAUUUUUUGUUGAUGAGAAAAUGUCCGUCGUAUAAUUUGGCUAUAUCGGCUGGAACAGUGUUCACGAAUCGUAGUUGGACCAUCUUACGAAAUAAGUUGGUGAAGGAAUAUGAUGCAGGAGAAUUUAUAUUCUAA
Molecule: messenger RNA, 939 nt
Organism: Ambispora gerdemannii
Lineage: Eukaryota; Fungi; Glomeromycota; Glomeromycetes; Archaeosporales; Ambisporaceae
Source: the annotation of a GenBank genome assembly